AUGGGACGCAAAGUUCUAUGCUUUGGACUAACUUGUAUUCUUUUUUCUUAUUAUAUGUAUAGACCUGUGCCAGACAACAUUGAAGACAAAUGGAAAAUAGAAAUUUUAGAUGCUCUUAUAAGAACUUUUACACCUGUGGGACUAUUCCUGGAAAAUAUAGGUGUUGUGAGAUUUGAACGACUUCUUUCUAUGAUAACAGAAAUGGACUUUACAGGACCAGUUUCAGAUGAAAACAUCACAGUGACUGAUACAACCUUUAGUGACAUUCCAGUACGUUUGUACUUGCCAAAGAGGAAGUCAGAGAGCAAGAGACGAGCUGUCAUUUUCAUUCAUGGAGGUGCCUAUAUUGUAGGAAGUUAUAAGCAGACAUGCUACGACAUCCUGAAUAGAAUGACGGCAAACCAACUCAAUGCUGUUGUUGUGGGCGUGGAUUAUAGACUAGCUCCUCAGUAUCAGUUCCCCAUUGCUUUGGAAGAUGUCUUUGCUGCAGUUGAAUACUUUCUACAUGAUGAAGUUCUGGCAAAAUAUAGAGUGGAUCCAACCCGAAUCUGUAUUUCCGGGGAUAGUUCUGGGGCUUCCAUUGCAGCAGUGGUGACUCAACUGAUGCAGAAUCACCCAGAAUUCAAAAGGAAAAUCAAGGCCCAGGCUUUAUUAUACCCUGUAUUACAGAUAAUUGAUUUGUGGACACCAUCUUAUCAAGAAAAUGCCCAUGGUCCAAUGCUGUCAAGGGAUAUAGGCAUUAAAAUGGGAUGUCUAUAUGUAACCACAAAUAAAGUGUGUAUCGAAGCAAUGGGUCUAAAUCAACAUAUGCCUGAUGAAUCAAGGCAUCUGUUUAAGUUUAUUAACUGGACUAUCUUACUUCCAGAAAAAUUUAAGAAAAAUCAUGUUUACACAGAACCAAUAUUGGGAAGAUAUGGCUUUAUACAUUCAGAAAUUAUAGAUCCUAGGUUAUCCCCUUUGGUGGUAAAUGAUAUCCAGUUACAAAACUUGCCUUUAACUUAUAUCCUUACCUGUGAACAUGAUAUUGUAAGAGAUGAUGGACUUAUGUAUGCCACACGGCUUCGAAAUGUUGGCGUUCAAGUUGCACAUGACCAUAUGGAAGAUGCGAUCCAUGGAGGACUGGCUUACCUAGGAAGAAUAUUUAAUUUCUAUCAAGCAACUAAAUUACGAGAUAAAUAUAUUAGUUGGCUAGAUGAAAAUAUAUGA
This is a messenger RNA of Echinops telfairi (small Madagascar hedgehog), 1206 nucleotides long. RefSeq names its product arylacetamide deacetylase-like 2. The transcript is spliced from 5 exons. The record is from RefSeq and is a predicted model, not a curated record. NCBI's taxonomy places the organism in Eukaryota, Metazoa, Chordata, Mammalia, Afrosoricida, Tenrecidae. Bases 1 to 1206 code for a protein of 401 amino acids. Gene Ontology annotation, molecular function: carboxylic ester hydrolase activity. Gene Ontology annotation, cellular component: membrane.